GAAAAGAUUCAUAUACAGAAAUUGUAUAAAAUUGUUUUAAAUGUCAGUUGAUAAGUUGGUCAGCAUUUCAAAGGACCUUUCAUAGCAGCAACCACACCAAACUCAAAGGCAACGGAUCGAGCUUAUAAUGUCCAACAGCGGGGGUGGUGGUGGUGCUGGCGGCGUUGGCGUCGGAGUCAGCGUCUCUGCUGGCGAUUGGAUUUGUCCAGAUAUUGACUGCCGCCAUUUGAACUUUGCGCGUCGCCUGCAAUGCAAUAAAUGCGACCGUGAGCGGGAAAGCAGCAUUAUUGAAAAGCCGGACCGGGAUCGGGACCGAGACCGGGACAGGGAUCGAGAUCAAAGUCGAGAACGCGGCAAUGGGAGCAGCGGCAGCAGCAGCUCAAGCAAAAAGAAACUGGGCACGGAAAUUGGCAAAGUGGCGGCAGACAAGUCACGUGGUCUGUUCAGCGCCGAGGAUUGGCAGUGCAGCAAAUGUGCCAACGUUAAUUGGGCGCGCCGCCAGACCUGCAACAUGUGUAAUGCGCCCAAAUUCACCGACGUGGAGGAGCGCACAGGCUUUGGCGGCGGUUACAAUGAUCGUGGCGUUGUUGAGUACAAGGAGCGUCAGGACUCUGAUAGCGAGUACGACGAGUUUGGACGCCGCAAGAAGCGUAAAAACAAUGACAAAGGCGCUGGAAGCGAUGAGGAUCCACAGGACCGUGGACGUGGCAGGGAUGAAGCGAAACGUCCUAGACGCAGUGAUAUUGAUGGCGUGGAGGAGGAGGAAGAUGAUGACGAGGACGAUGACGGUGAUUUGUCCAAGUACGAUUUGUGGGGCGACAACGAAGUCAGCUCCAGUAAUGUGAAGAGCAAGGAAACGGACAAUGGAAAUAGUAGCAGCAAGUUAAAUUCAUCAUCAGCAGCAGCAGCUGCUUGCAGUAAAAGAGCCUCCAGAGACUCCACCUCGUCCUUCUCUUCGUCGUCCUCAUCAAGCUCGUCCAGCUCCAGCGAUUCCUCAACCACCUCAUCCUCAAGCAGCUCCAGCAGCAGCAGCAACGCAUCCAACAGUAAGCGUGGAAAGAAACGAUCCGACACACGGUCACGAUCUGUCGAACGUGCUGCUCCAGGUCGGCGCUAAACCUUUUAAUUAUAAUCUCCGUUGGAGAAUUCAUGCUUUCGUCUUGUUUUUGCUGUUUAUUUAUUUUUCUAAGCCUGCAUCACUUCCCAUGACAUGUAAUGAAAUCCCCACAACUCUAUAAAAAAAACUCAAUAAAUUCAUAUAAUUUAAGAAUCA
Molecule: messenger RNA, 1273 nt
Organism: Drosophila innubila
Lineage: Eukaryota; Metazoa; Arthropoda; Insecta; Diptera; Drosophilidae
Product: zinc finger Ran-binding domain-containing protein 2
Exons: 3
Coding region: 128-1117 (329 amino acids)
Biological process (GO): RNA processing
Molecular function (GO): lipopolysaccharide binding; RNA binding
Source: RefSeq, a predicted model, not a curated record